Molecule: messenger RNA, 2090 nt
Organism: Baudoinia panamericana UAMH 10762
Lineage: Eukaryota; Fungi; Ascomycota; Dothideomycetes; Mycosphaerellales; Teratosphaeriaceae
Exons: 3
Coding region: 326-1951 (541 amino acids)
Biological process (GO): transmembrane transport
Molecular function (GO): transmembrane transporter activity
Source: RefSeq, a predicted model, not a curated record
AUCAAUCCGACGGUUCGUGAAGACGGCACUAUUGAGUAUGGAGAGCACCCCAGUGAUGCCUGCGGAGCACCACGGAUUCCCCUCGCUAUGUGGGGAGGAUCAUCAAUGCACGUGGUGUAGUAUGUAUAAGCGUCGGUACUACACUGGAGCGUAGCGCUCAUCCUUGUCGGUGUGGGAGUGUCGACUACACUUGAGUCUUUUGUUUCGCUGUCCUGUUUUCUCGUUCUCUACCCGCUUGCUCUCAUAAUCAUUUCUCGACCAGCAGCCUGCAAUUUAUUCCAUUUCCGAAGUAGAGUUCACCGGAUAUUGCAGGGUAAAGCACAGCAUGGCAGAAAAGUACGAAGACGAGUCGGCGCGACAUGACUUCGCUGCCGCUCCAAAUCUGGAAAGACUGGACACAGUCGAGCCGGCGAAAGAGGACAAUCCCAAUGGCUCAGAUCUCGAACUUGGACCGCGAGCGACCUACAUCCCCACUGGCGCCGCGGCUCACCUCUCACAAGAGCACCGAGACUAUCUCAUGCAACGCCAUGGCACACUUGAACUUUCACCUUUACCCUCUGCAGAUCCGGCUGACCCUUACAAUUGGCCUGAGUGGAAGAAACUUGCCAAUCUCAUCUGUGUAGCCUUCCACGCCAUGAUGACAACCUUCAUCGCCGCUGCCAUUAUCCCAGCCUACGAGAACAUCAGCCUUGACCUUGGCGUCACCAUUCAACAGGCCUCUUACCUGACCAGUCUCCAGAUCGCAGUCCUAGGUUUUGCGCCACUCCUCUGGAAGCCUUUAUCAAACCGCUAUGGGCGCCGGCCAAUCUGGCUCAUUAGCACCAUCGGUGCCCUCCUGUUCAACGUCGGCUGUGCGCUUAGCCACACGUACACUGCGAUGUGCGUGUGCCGCGCUUUCUGCUCGUUUUUCAUCAGCCCGGCUAUUGCCAUUGGCAGUGGUGUCGUGACGGAGACCUUUUUCAAGAGCCAGCGCGGCAACUACAUGGGUAUCUGGACGCUGAUGGUGACCCUUGGCCCACCCGGGGGCCCGUUUAUCAUGGGCUUUGUGGCCCAACAGACGGGUAACUACAGGUGGAUCUACUGGGUGAUGGCCAUAAUCAACGGCGUCCAAUUCAUCGCUUACCUGUUCCUCGGACCAGAGACUCGCUACGUGCGCCAAGGUGUACAUCAUCAAGGCUCUGCGUUUAAACAAGAGUACUUGACGUUUGGCCGUCUGGACCCGAACCCUUUCAGCGCGUGGGAGUUUGUGCAGCCUUUCGUCCUGUUCAAGUAUGCUUCCGUGUUCGUGCCGACAGUCGCUUACACCAUCGUCUUCGGAUUCUGCAGUGUUCUCUUGACGGUAGAGAUCCCGCAGCUGUUCGUACCAAAGUUUGGCUUCAACGCACAAGAGAUCGGUCUGCAAUUUCUAGGCAUCAUCAUUGGGUCGCUCAUUGGCGAGCAACUCGGCGGCAGACUCAGCGAUCUCUGGAUGAACCGCCGCGCAAAGCAGAUUGGCAAGAGGCCGCAGCCGGAGUACAGGUUGUGGCUGAGCUAUGCCGGGUUCUUGCUGGCUAUGGUGGGUUUGCUGGUUUUUGGUAUCCGAGAAGAGCAGGCACCACAGGGCCAUUGGAACGUCACGCCUAUUGUUGGUAUCGCCAUCUCUGCAGUUGGGAACCAAAUAGUUACAACCGUCCUCGUGACCUACGCCGUGGAUUGCCACAUCGAGCACGCGGCCUCAAUCGGCGUAUUCGUCAACGUAGUCAGGAGUACAUGGGGUUUCAUCGGACCAUUCUGGUUCCCAGACAUGCUUGCAAGUGUUAGAGGAUCGGGCAGUGGUGGCAUUAUGGCUGGACUGAUCUUUGUCGUGAGCUGGAUCCCCACCAUGGUGAUUCAAUGGCGGGGCCAGCGCUGGAGAGAGCAUAAGGCAGCGGUCAGUGGGAAGGAGACCGAAGGGCAAGUCGCACCGCGGUAGUCAGCGCUCGUUGUAUAGAUGCGCCCAAGAAGGUUGCAAAGACAGUGUGGUGCAUUGCCUUCCGGUGCUUCUCCAGUGAACCUCAGGCAAUGUCCUUGAUACAUUGUAGGGUCGGUCGCUCCUCAUUCAACAAACGGGC